Aquila chrysaetos chrysaetos is the source of this 1106-nucleotide messenger RNA. RefSeq lists its product as uncharacterized. NCBI's taxonomy places the organism in Eukaryota, Metazoa, Chordata, Aves, Accipitriformes, Accipitridae. The transcript has 2 exons. Gene Ontology annotation, molecular function: ubiquitin protein ligase activity; metal ion binding. The record is from RefSeq and is a predicted model, not a curated record. The coding region runs from base 351 to 1106 and encodes 251 amino acids. Gene Ontology annotation, biological process: protein monoubiquitination; protein polyubiquitination.
CCGCCGGCAGCUCUCGCUGCCCGUCCCGGAGCCAUCCCCUGUGUUUCCCCGGCCCUGCCACGUUCAGGCGGCCGGGCACCGCGGGGCAAGCUUGCAGCAGCGGAGGUGAGCUGUGCGGGGAAGCGUCCCCCCGGGGUGGCCGUGGGGCGGGCGAUGGGGCUCGGGGAGCCAGGAAGGUGUCCUUCCCGAGGGGCCUGGGCAUUCCUUCCUCCCCUCCUCUCCCCGGGACAGCGAGCGACCGUGGCCUCUCUCCCUUUUGCAGUGCGCGACACCCUUUGGCAGUGCCGGUGCCAGCGAGGGGGAGCAGCUCCUGAUCCUCAGCUCUCUACAAGCUUCCGUGGAGCGCUAACAUGGACACAGAGACAGAGUGGAGCUCUCCCAUCUGCUGCAAUGCUCGGAAGAGCAUUGCCUUUAUGCAGCCGUGCCAACACCAGUUCUGCCUGGGCUGCAUCCUGCGGUGGGCAAAAAGGACAUCAAACUGCCCGCUCUGCAGAACACAGAUCGAGAAGGUCAAGUUUUCUGUGCGGGGAGAAGAUGACUACCUGGAGCAUGUCAUCAAACACCCCUCAGAGCCAUCAGUCGCCAUCAGCCAGGCAGGCAGAGCUCCUGGCCACCUGGCCAACAGCAGCCCCCAUCACCCUGCAGCAGCCCCUCCGUCGUUCCUGGAAGAGCAGGGGGAUGCAAGGACAGAGGCCAGGGCUACCGACAGUGGCCUCCUGCCCGAGGUCUGGGCAGCACUGUUUCAGCAAAACCAGCACCUCCUCUACCCCGUGCUGCCCUGGCUGCGCCGGGAGCUGGAGGCAAUAUCUGGGGCGCGGUGGUGGGAGGCAAAGAGCGCGGAGAGCAGCAUCCUGCACGCUCUAUGCAUCUACGGUCCGGAUGCGGAGGUCAUGGUCCAGAUGCUGCGGCCUGUCCUUGAGGAACAUACGGCACCUCUGGUCCACGGCACCAUCAAUACCAUUGAGUGUCAGUGCAGCGAGGAGGCCUGGAGGCUGCUGCGUUCCCAUGCUGCCGGGGAGGAAGGGCAACCUGGCUAUGGCGAGGGCUGUCAAGGAGGGAUGGACAAAGGGCACGGGCAUCCAAGCCAGAGGCAAGCCUUGGGGUAA